This is a messenger RNA of Centruroides sculpturatus (bark scorpion), 851 nucleotides long. RefSeq names its product glutamate receptor 2-like. The record is from RefSeq and is a predicted model, not a curated record. Lineage: Eukaryota; Metazoa; Arthropoda; Arachnida; Scorpiones; Buthidae. Bases 21 to 851 code for a protein of 276 amino acids. The transcript is spliced from 7 exons.
AGUGCCGUAUAUUCGUGGAGAUGGUCCUCCCUUUUAUAAUACUCUUCCUCUCCGUAAUUAUAGUUUCUGAAGCAGCAAAUUCUGAUAUGAGGAAUCAAACGAAUGUCAUACGAAUUACCACAUCAGCCUUAGGUCUGUUUUUCAAUCGUCCCUGCCAAGAAAGCCAUUUUAGUGGUCGUAAGGCGCUUUCGUCAUUGAUCUAUAAAACGUUAAAUGCCAGUUGCGUAUAUGGAAAAGUGUCUCCGAAUAUCCCGAGAAAACUUUUUAGUAAUCUACGGUUUGUUGAACUAUUUCAGUUAAAAAAUCAGGAUGCAGAUAUUGCUCUAUCUACAUUCGAAAUUCAGUACGAACGUUCUCAAUAUGUAGAUUUUGCCAUACCCCAUUUAACAACUUCAUUCACUUUCAUGAUACAAGUAAAAAAAAAUGAAAUCGAUUGGCAAACAAUUGUAAGUGUUCUUUCUUUAGAGGUGUGGCUGGCACUAUUGGGUUGCAUUGUUCUGCUUGGAUUAUAUCUUCGUUGCAUCAUUAGAGACGAAGACGAGAAACCUUUGCCUAUAGGCCGUUUAUAUUGGUUUCUUAUCGUAACUUUAACUAACCAAGGUGUCAACAUAAAUGCCAUAAAUCGACUUAAGUCCAGAAUAACUUUCGGAUUGUGGUUGUUAUCGAUUAGUGUUCUGAUAUGGGGAUAUGGCAACGUGUUAGCAUCGUUGCUGACCGUGCGGGGAAACGUAUCCGUCCCAAAGACAUUCGAAGAACUUGCAUCCGCUCUUGAAAGAAGAGAGUAUACCUGCUUCGCGAAUAUCCAUUACGAUGAAAUUGAAAACUUGAACGUAAGUACAAAAUUGUUUUAG